CAUUCCACAAGUGUCAACUGCCAAAAACCUGCUUUCACCUUUUCUUUCAUUUUUCCCGCUCUCUCUCUCAUCGGGCCUCCUUGCUUAUCUUCUACUACUUCCUCUUUCUCUCUCUACACACAAAUUUCUUCUCUCUCUCCCACCCUAUUAUCUAUCAAUCGAUGGAUACUCUUCCAACUGCUGCGCCAUUAGUAUCCGGUAACUCCUUGCUGAAUUUCGCCAAGCUUUCUCCCAAGUCAAGGUUGAUCAAGCAAGUUUCUGCUUCGAUUCUAUCGAGGCAAGGGAUUGGAAAAUCAUUUUCGAUAACGGCCGCAAGAUCAGUGGCUGCCGAUGGAAGAAACGAUGGAAUUUCGAGCGCUAAGGAGUGGUCUUCUAUCGUGGAAGAUAUUGAGUCUGAUCAGGUGGAGGAGGAGAAAGAUGUGUUGCUUGAUCCUGAGAAGGACAGCUCUGGUUUUAUCGACUUAGGUCAUGAGUCUCUAGAAUUGAUUAAGGAUAUUGAAAAGGAAGACGAUUCUGUAAAGAAAGUAACUCAUAACAUUGUUUUUGUCACAUCUGAGGCAGCACCAUACUCCAAGACGGGAGGCUUAGGAGAUGUCUGUGGUUCAUUGCCGAUUGCACUGGCUGCUCGUGGGCAUCGCGUAAUGGUCAUCUCUCCCAGAUAUUUGCAUGGUAGUCCUUCAGAUAAAAAGUUUUCUGGUGCAUCUGACCUUAACAUCCGCACCAAUGUCUUUUGCUUUGGAGGUGCACAGGAGGUUGGAUACUUUCAUGAGUACAGGGCUGGAGUUGAUUGGGUAUUCAUAGACCAUUCCGCAUAUCAACGUCCAGGAAAUCCAUAUGGUGACACACAUGGUGCUUUUGGUGAUAACCAGUUCAGGUUUGCCUUGCUUUGUCACGCAGCAUGUGAAGCUCCUUUAUUGCUUCCAUUGGGAGGAUAUACCUAUGGAGAAAAAUGUUUGUUCCUUGCAAAUGAUUGGCAUGCAGGUCUUGUCCCAGUUCUUUUGGCAGCAAAAUAUCGCCCCUAUGGAGUUUACAAAGCUGCUCGCAGUAUUGUUAUCAUACACAAUAUAGCACACCAGGGUGUGGAGCCUGCAGUAUGCUACCAAAAUUUGGGACUACCAUCUGAAUGGUAUGGAGCACUGGGAUGGGUAUUUCCAACAUGGGCAAGAACGCAUGCCUUAGACACUGGUGAAGCUGUAAAUGUAUUGAAAGGUGCAAUUGUGACGUCUGAUAGAAUACUCACAGUUAGUAAGGGGUAUUCCUGGGAGAUAACCACAGUUGAGGGUGGAUGUGGACUGCAAGAAUUGCUAAAAAGUCGAGAGAUUGUCAUCAAUGGGAUCACAAAUGGCAUUGACAUUGAAGAUUGGAAUCCUUCAUCUGAUGAACAUAUUGCUUCUGCAUAUUCCAUAGAUGAUUUGUCUGGAAAGGCUAAAUGCAAGGCUGCUUUGCAAGAGGAGUUGGGCCUUCCCGUUAGGUCUGAUUGUCCGAUGAUUGGUUUCAUUGGGAGACUGGACUAUCAAAAAGGAAUUGAUAUAAUUCUGCAUGCAAUUCCAGAACUUCUUAAAGAUGAUGUUCAAUUUGUAAUGCUGGGCUCCGGGGAUAAACAUUAUGAAGACUGGAUGAGGAUCACAGAGUCAUCCUAUAAAGAUAAAUUCCGUGGAUGGGUUGGGUUUAAUGUGCCCGUGUCACAUAGGAUCACAGCAGGGUGCGACAUAUUGCUAAUGCCAUCAAGAUUUGAACCGUGUGGUCUUAAUCAGUUGUAUGCUAUGAGAUAUGGAACAAUACCUGUGGUUCAUGCCACAGGAGGGCUCAGAGACACAGUACAAACAUUUAAUCCAUAUGCUGAAGAAGAUGGGAAAGGCAAUGGGUGGGCUUUCUCCCCUCUAUCUCAAGAAAAGAUGUUGGAGGCUUUAAGAGUGGCAAUGAAGACAUACAGAGAGUAUAAGUUGUCAUGGGAGGGGUUAAUUAGGCGGGGAAUGGCAAGGGAUUGCUCGUGGGACAAUGCUGCGGCGCAAUACGAACAAGUGUUUGAAUGGGCAUUCACAGACCCUCCUUAUGUCAGUUAAGAGACCACUUUCAUUAUCUAUCUAUCUAUCUAUCAAUCUCUACUUGUUUUUGCCUAAAACAUUAAAUCAUAUUUAAUUCACAAUCCAAACCAAACCUUGGCAGGCUAUUUCUUUAUUUAUAUUAGAUUAGGUUACAUUGAUAAUGUUCAUUGUACUGUAUUAUAUAUAUGUGCUUUUCUUUCUUACUUCA
This is a messenger RNA of Impatiens glandulifera, 2253 nucleotides long. RefSeq names its product soluble starch synthase 1, chloroplastic/amyloplastic-like. Gene Ontology annotation, molecular function: alpha-1,4-glucan glucosyltransferase (UDP-glucose donor) activity. The record is from RefSeq and is a predicted model, not a curated record. Bases 162 to 2063 code for a protein of 633 amino acids. The transcript has 15 exons. Lineage: Eukaryota; Viridiplantae; Streptophyta; Magnoliopsida; Ericales; Balsaminaceae. Gene Ontology annotation, cellular component: chloroplast.